UCUUCUUAUCCUCCUCCUCUUCCCUCAUCUCUUCUUCUCUUCCACUCCUCAUCUCCUCCACCACCAUGAGGCUCUCUCCCGUACUCCUCCUCGCCUCCCUCCUCUCCUCGGCUUAUGCCGAAUCCAAGGCCGUCCCCGAAGCCGACGAGGCCGACUUCGCGUCCGACCUCGCCCUCGCCGAAGCCGCCCUCGCGGUCCGCACCGUCCCCAAGUACUUCGACGAGCGCCGUCUCGAGAAGCGCACAAACCCCGGCGGCACCUACGCGCCCACCUACGUCUCCUGCCCGAAAGACUCCUCGGGCGAUCUCAAGACGCUCGUGCGCGAGGCCUCGUCCAUCUCAAACAAAGAGAACGCGUACCUCGACGGCCGCCAUGCUGCUAUCAACGAGUACUUGCCUACCUACCUCAACCAGCUCAACAUGACCGACUUUGACGCCGAGACCUUCCUCGAGGACACAAACAUCACCAUCGGCAUCGCCUUCUCCGGCGGCGGCUACCGCGCCAUGCUUUCCGGCGCCGGCUUCCUCGCCGCGUUCGACAACCGCACCACAAACUCUACUAACGACGGACAUGUCGGUGGUCUCUUGCAGUCUGCGACCUACAUCGCCGGUCUCUCUGGUGGUUCGUGGCUCGUUGGCUCGUGGGCUAUCAACGGCUUCCCGACCAUUGCCGACCUCCAGGGCGACGAGGACGUCUGGGAUCUCUCGCACUCAAUCAUCAACCCCGACGGCUGGGAGCUCUGGGACACCGCCGAGUACUGGGACUACCUUCUUGACGCUGCAGACGCCAAGCGGGACGCGGGAUUCAACAUCUCGCUCACCGACUACUGGGGUCUCGGACUCGCCAACCAGCUUCUCAAUUACACCGACGGCGGCCCCGCCGUGACCUUCAGCGACAUCCGCAACCAAACACUGUUCAAGAACUUCUCGAUGCCGUACCCGCUCGUCGUGUCCGACGGAAGACCGUACAACACGCUCAUCGUCUCGACCAACUCGUCCGUGUACGAGUUCAGCCCGUACGAGUUUGGCAGCUGGGACCCGUCUGCGUACGCGUUCAUCCAGACCGAGUAUCUCGGCUCGACCGUCGACGCCGGCGUGCCCGUGAACUCGUCCGCGUGCGUCAAGGGAUUCGACAACGCGGGCUUUGUCAUCGGCACCUCGGCCACGCUCUUCAACCAGUUCAUCCUCCAGCUCAACUCGAGCGGCGUCAGCGGUCUCGUAUACGACGCCGCGGUCGACAUCCUGAGCGACAUCGGCGAGGACAACGACGACGUCGCGCCGUACCAGCCCAACCCGUUCUACGGCUACAACGAAGACAUCUCGUACAUGUACAACGAGACCAUCCUCAACCUCGUCGACGGCGGCGAGGACUACCAAAACAUCCCGCUCGUGCCGCUCAUCCAGCCCAGCCGCGGCGUUGACGUCAUCUUUGCGGUCGACAACUCGGCCGACACGGACUACGACUGGCCCUCGGGCUGGUCGCUGACCGCCACGUACGACCGCCAGUUUGGCACGCAGGCGAACGGCACCAAGUUCCCUGCUGUGCCGGACAAGAACACGUUCGUCGGACUCAACCUGACCGCGCAGCCGACCUGGUUCGGCUGCAACGCGUCCAACAUCACGGGCACGAACGGCGGCACGACCGUGCCGUUGAUUGUCUACCUCGCCAACCACCCGCUGUCGUACUACUCCAACACGUCGACGUUCAAGCUCUCGUACGAGACCGACGAGGUCGAGGGCAUGAUCACGAACGGAUACAAUGUGGCUACGCAGGGCAACGGCACGCUCGACGACACGUGGGCGGCGUGCAUCGGCUGCGCAAUCAUCCACCGCGAGGUCGAGCGCCGCAACGCGACGCACACGGAGCAGUGCCAGGCGUGUCUGUCAAAGUACUGCUGGGACGGCACCGUGCUGAGCUCGAACGCGACCGAGGAGACGGAGGAGCCGGACGUUGAGAUUACGAGCGACAAUACCGGCGGCGCGGGGAUGUUGUCGUGGAAGAGCGCGCAGUGGGGGGUUGUUGCGCUGGCGAUUGCGGUCGCGGCUGCCUUGUAGGCGGGUGGGUUUGUAAAAUAGGCAGGACAGGUUUGGAUACCGAUUGAUUGAUUUGGAUACUAGAAAAAUUCUGAAUAAAUUUUGAAUUUUUUUACAUAUAAAU
Myxozyma melibiosi is the source of this 2157-nucleotide messenger RNA. RefSeq names its product lysophospholipase 1 precursor. Gene Ontology annotation, cellular component: intracellular membrane-bounded organelle; cytosol. The record is from RefSeq and is a predicted model, not a curated record. NCBI's taxonomy places the organism in Eukaryota, Fungi, Ascomycota, Lipomycetes, Lipomycetales, Lipomycetaceae. Gene Ontology annotation, molecular function: A2-type glycerophospholipase activity. The transcript is spliced from 2 exons. Gene Ontology annotation, biological process: glycerophospholipid catabolic process. Bases 66 to 2054 code for a protein of 662 amino acids.